CCACCCGUUCCUCCCCCCGCCGCCGCCUCCUUCUCCGGCCCCUCGGCCACCUCUACACGACCCAGGCCCUUUGUCCUUGAGAGGAAUCCGUAUUCAGUCUCCUUCGGGGGCCCGGGGCGCAGCCAUGGCGGAGGGCGGGGGCGGAGGGGGCACCGGCGCGGUGGGCGGCGGCGGCGGCGGCGCCAGCCAGGCCUCGGCGGGGUCGACGACAGGCGCGACGGGGGCCGGUGCGAGCGGCGGCCCCAUCAACCCGGCCUCACUGCCUCCCGGCGACCCGCAGCUCAUCGCGCUCAUCGUGGAGCAGCUCAAGAGCCGGGGGCUGUUUGACAGCUUCCGCCGGGACUGCCUGGCCGACGUGGACACCAAGCCAGCUUACCAAAACCUGAGGCAGAAAGUGGAUAAUUUUGUGUCAACACAUCUGGACAAGCAGGAGUGGAAUCCUACGAUGAACAAAAACCAAUUGCGAAAUGGUCUGAGGCAGAGUGUGGUUCAGUCAGGGAUGUUGGAAGCUGGAGUGGACAGAAUUAUUUCCCAGGUGGUGGAUCCCAAACUAAACCACAUCUUCAGGCCACAGAUAGAACGAGCAAUUCAUGAGUUCCUGGCAGCCCAGAAAAAAGAAGCUGUGCCAGCACCCCCUCCAGAGCCUGAAAGCCAGGACCCUCCAGCCCCAUCCCAGGAUGCUUCCUAAGAAUAUGCCUGACUUGUUUUGGAAGCUCCAUUGAAUUAAUGGUGAAGAACUGGAUUCAGUUACAUAAGAGUACAACUUCAGAGUGAAGACAGGCCAAGGUCAUCACUGACUUCACAAUUCAACGUUGACCGUGGGGCGGUGUCCAGAUAAAGUAGGGAGCAAAUGGGCCAGUAGGAGAGUUGACCAUGUGGGCCCCACGUCGUGCUGCCGUCUGGCCAGCCUGUCCAAGGGGUGACACCCACUAGACACUACAGAUACAUUAAGAAACACUACAUCAACUUGGGGUUGUCCUGAAACAAACCUCUGUACUUGAACUUAGAGACUGUGUAUGAAUUUUAGGGUUUGUGCUUGGGGAUAAGCAACAGCUACAAUGAAGGCACAUAACCAGUCCCAAAGAUGCAAUUUCAAAGAAUGACAGUAAAGGUUAGCCAGGGGUAGGUAUUUGACAAUGCUUAUUUGAUAACUGUUUCUCAGAGUUUCAGAUAAGAGUGUACAAGCCAUUAGCAUCAGAUAGCUUUAAGGUUGUUGUGACCCUCUUGUCCAUGACUCUUCAGCUUCUAUUUCCUUUCCCCUGUAAGAGGUGUCAAAACAUGGGACCCUAGAAUGCAUGAGGAAAUGUAGACUUAGGUAUAAGGAGAAAUAUUUGCAGGCUCUCUGUCCAGAGCUUCUUCCUAUCCUGCAAGGGCUAGUGAGUCUUGGGUGUGUUUAUUUUAUUCUCAUGUUUGUGUUUUUUAGAAGGUGAAUAAUAAGUGGCUUAAGUUUUGUAAUUAAA
Messenger RNA from Lipotes vexillifer (Yangtze River dolphin), 1460 nucleotides. RefSeq names its product biorientation of chromosomes in cell division 1 (gene BOD1). The coding region runs from base 125 to 688 and encodes 187 amino acids. The transcript is spliced from 4 exons. The record is from RefSeq and is a predicted model, not a curated record. NCBI's taxonomy places the organism in Eukaryota, Metazoa, Chordata, Mammalia, Artiodactyla, Lipotidae.